UUUCAUCUUUUCUCCCUUCACCUCCAGUACAAUCCACAUUCUUGACGGGGAGUUAUGCACCCGGAAUGGGCCUGAUACUGAGACCCCGACUCAAGUACUCAAGUACUCACAGCUGAUGCGCUUGCAAUUGGCCAUGUCCUUGGACGAUAUAUGUACCUCAAAAAUUCCGACUCCGGAUUCCGCACCACAUGGGUCAGAACCGCGCUUGACUUUCGUCUAUACAGUCGCCUCUCUUUUUCUAUACGAAUCCGAGUCAUGGAUUGGAUGUACAGAUUCGGAUGGAACCGUCUUGGGGCAGCCUGAGAGUAUUGGCUCUACUCUUUAAUAAUACAAUCGAAGACACUCAGAUUAGCAGGCGUCAUGUACGCUCACAUCUUGAAACUUUUUCGAAGACAUGCCAGGGAAGUUUCUUACGGAAGUCCGAAAAGAAUCAAGGACUGCAUAGAAGUAAUCAAACGGCGUUCAAACUUCAAGUAAGGCUGCAUUAGCGCCUCUUCACUCUCAUGGGGUAAGAGCGCACUGGCGUGAUAACACGGUCACUACGGAAAGACUGAAACACUCUAAUUGGUGACCUCGAAGGGUUUGAUGCGGGGGAGGCCGACCAGACCGGAGUACAAGUAUAUAAGGCGAGUACUCGCUGAAAACAUUCUCUUUAUUUUUCCACCCCUUCUGCGAUGUCUACAACGUCGGCAAGGAGUCUCUCGCCUGAGCACGACAUCCCUCUCAGGCAAAUCAAACGGGCCACUUCUCCCAGUCGAUCAGUUCUUUCUUUCAGGCAUCUCAACUAUCAGGUCUCCCAGAAGAGAGGCAAGACUAAAACUUUGGUGGACGACGUUUCAGUGGAUGUCAGGUCUGGAGAGCUAUUGGCUAUCAUGGGACCAUCCGGCGCUGGGAAGAGCACAUUACUUGAUUUGAUGGCGUUUAGAAAAGCAUCUACAUCAGACUCAAUCGUUUCCCUCAACGGGGACCACCUCGAUGCAAAAAGGAUGUACAAAAUCUCUGCCGUUGUUGAACAAGAAGACGCGUUACUAGGAGUGCUUACUGUUCGAGAAACAGUUUCUUACGCGCUUCGACUUCAUUCCCCGAUGAUGUCGAGAAAGGCGGUCAACGAUCGCGUAUUGCGCGUGUUGACAGCCCUAGGUCUUCUGGGUUGCAUGAACCAGCGCAUUGGAACCCCAAUAUCGAGAGGUAUUUCUGGAGGUCAGAAAAGACGAGUUACUGCUGCUUGUGCAAUGGUCACCUUUCCACGGAUUCUUUUUUUGGACGAAGUGACAUCUGGCCUAGAUAGCACUUCAGCUCGGGAAGUAAUGUCCGCGAUCCGGAAUCUCGCUGUUGCAGAGGGAAUGAUAGUCAUCGCCACAAUCCAUCAACCAUCGCUAGAGACCCUCUCUCAGUUCACCGAUCUUAUUCUCCUUGCCCAUGGCCAAAUUUGCUACUCGGGUGCUGUCGACGGUCUCGAGAGUUUCUUUGAAAGGUGGGGGAAACCGGUCAAUAAAUUCUCUACACCUUCCGAACACGCUAUGAACUUCUUGAACGACGACUUCUCCGUUUCUACAUCACCCGUUGACGCAACUUCUUCAACAGCUGCAGCGUUCCGACGACGCUACCUCUCCACUAUUUCACUCAACGAUCCGAAUUCUCAAUCGAGUUCUUAUUCGCUUGCGACGGAAAAACCGACCAUGUCCUCGGGGAUCGGACAAGACGGACGUGACGUAGGGAAAGCUGGCAUAUUGGGGACACUCUUCUGGAACACUUGGGUGCUCUCUGAAAGGUCCGCGGUCAAUUAUGCCAGAAACCUUUUGGCGUAUGGCGUUCGGGCUGGAAUGUAUGCUGGAAUGGGCCUUAUGUUGGCGACCAUAUGGAUUCGUUUAGGAACCAAGGACUCGACCAUAAACGACCGUCUCUCAGUCCAUUUCUACAGUGCGGCGUUCCUUUCUUUUAUGUCAGUUGCGGGCAUCCCGUCUUUCCUAGAAGAACGAUCGGUGUUUUUCCGUGAGACAAAGAAUGGGUUGUAUUCAACACUUCCAUUCGUGCUGUCCAAUACGCUCGUGAAUUUGCCCUUCCUCUUUGCGUGUGUAGUACUGUUCUUGGUGAUCUGUUAUUGGGCCAUUGGUCUUCAUCCAGGAGCUGCGGCCUUUUUCCGAUACCUCGCAUUUUUGUACCUCACCAUCUUCGCCGCCGAAACACAAGUGUUGAUCGUUGGUGCCGUGAUACCUAUUUUCGUGGCUGCACUCGCGAUCGGUUCUUUUAUGAACGGGUUCUGGAUGAGUGUUGGUGGAUAUUUCAUCAAGGCACGGUCGUUACCUAGAUUUUGGUACUAUUCGUUCCAUUUUAUGGAUUAUCAACGUUAUGCGUUUGAUCUCUUAUCGAAUUCUGAUCUACGAGGGCUGGUUUUCCAAUGUUCGAACGCGUGCCAAUGUGCCUAUCCUUCGUCGACGCCGGCUACGUGUACUGUGUCCGGGGAUGAUGUGCUUGAGUAUUUGGAGAUUCGGGAUAUAAAGUAUGGGAAGUGGAUUGGGGUUAUGGUUGGGAUUAAUGUGGUUUAUAGGAUUUUGCUUUAUGUCGCGCUUAGGCUACGAACGGAGUGAAGAAUGAUGAGCCUAUUCAUGAUCAUGAAGUCAUUCAUUUUACUGUACAACGCUUCCGUUACAUUUGAUAGGAUAUUCUUUGUGUAACUAUAAUUACAAAAUCAAUCUUCAUGAUUAUACAAGGGACAAAACCAUAAAA
Messenger RNA from Marasmius oreades (fairy-ring Marasmius), 2727 nucleotides. RefSeq lists its product as uncharacterized. The transcript is spliced from 20 exons. The record is from RefSeq and is a predicted model, not a curated record. Gene Ontology annotation, cellular component: membrane. Gene Ontology annotation, molecular function: ATP binding; ATP hydrolysis activity; ABC-type transporter activity. Lineage: Eukaryota; Fungi; Basidiomycota; Agaricomycetes; Agaricales; Marasmiaceae. The coding region runs from base 675 to 2588 and encodes 637 amino acids.